UCUCCCGUGGCAACUCGUGACGCUUGAUUUGUGGCAUUUAAUAUGUUUAACUGUCAUUCAGUUAAAUGGGGGCGUAAUUAAUUUUAAAUGACUUGACAGAUGUUAGCAAAAUAAACAGGAUAAUCUUUCACCUUCUAACAAAAAUUGAAAAAAUAAAAUGCCUGGAGAAGGGGGAACAGCUACAGUUAGUUUGCCAGCUCUGACACCAAGGAAUGUGCCCCGUCGGUAUGAGGAAACACGCCCCGUCCUCAUACAAGGCUGUGCCCAUUCUAGGAUUAUAGGGUUGGGUAAUGAGCUACACAGGAAGGAACAGGAGAAGGCGGAGAAUGAGAAAUUACAUGCGAUACGUUUGGCUGAGAAGGCAGUGUGGGAGGAAGCAGAAAAGUUGAAGGCCAUUGCCCUCGCCAAGGCCAACGAGGAGGCUGCAAUAGAGCAAGAAAGAGUCAUUAGAAAACUAAAGAAACAGCAUGGCAAAGCUUUGCUGGUAUAA
Mercenaria mercenaria is the source of this 490-nucleotide messenger RNA. RefSeq lists its product as uncharacterized. Bases 158 to 490 code for a protein of 110 amino acids. The transcript has 3 exons. The record is from RefSeq and is a predicted model, not a curated record. Lineage: Eukaryota; Metazoa; Mollusca; Bivalvia; Venerida; Veneridae.